This is a messenger RNA of Caenorhabditis briggsae, 1605 nucleotides long. NCBI's taxonomy places the organism in Eukaryota, Metazoa, Nematoda, Chromadorea, Rhabditida, Rhabditidae. The transcript is spliced from 7 exons. The record is from RefSeq and is a predicted model, not a curated record. Bases 1 to 1605 code for a protein of 534 amino acids.
AUGUGGAAGGUGUUUCUUCUAUUCAUUCUGCUGCUUAAAUUUGGGGAUGCCAGUGGAAAUUGUGAUGCAAAGAACUAUCAAAGUGUGGGAAAUGCACCAAAUAAUGCACUUAUCUAUGGAAUCACCCAGGACUGUCAAAUGUUCUUCAUCCGCCCAUCACAACUUCAUUUGCUCUCCACAAUUCGAGUCGAUAAGAGACAUUCCUUCUGUUAUGCCAACCUGGUACAAUUGCACGUGAAAGCCCACGACACACUCCUCCUAACAUUCAAACAGGCCAGCAAUCGGAUAUGCACUCUGGAAGUUCACAUUCCCGCACUAAACAUGCUAUUCGGAGAUCAUCUGUUCAGAUACUCCCUCCUAAACUCGCUUCCCUAUGCCUCAUGUUCCUAUUCCAAAGACCAAACAUUCCAACUCGAACCGGAUCUCUCAUUUAUGGAUCCAGUAUACAACGAUGUAAUUUAUUUCAUUGACGCUCUUUCUUCUGGGAAACAAUGGAAAGUUCUACAAUUCCUUUUGAAGGACACUGGAACUAUGAGCAUGAUGAACAAUUUGACUGUUUCACUUCAGACAAGUAAGUUGUGCUGUUUAAUGAACUUUGAUUACAUCUUAACUCUAGGAGACUCAUCUGCCAACGAAUUCGUAGCAUCACUUGACAAUCAACGGGACAAACUGUACAGAAGAAAUCGUUUCGAUAACCUCAUCUACCAACAGUGUGCAUUUGAAAUGAUGUUCAGGCCGAAAGAAACAGAAGUUAGUAGUUUUGAAACACCGGCAAGAGGAUAUGGUGCAGUUCUGAAUGGACAAUCAGUGGAUGGAGAUUUUAUGGUUUAUGUGGAAACUGAUAGAACUACGGAUCCACCGACGACGCGUCUGAAUAUGUUGUCUACCAGUCAUCCAGAACAUGUUUCAUGUGUUUCUGCUACGUCAUUCUCCUAUGAUGUGGGAAUUAUUCGAGAGGCAACAGUGACAAAAUUGAAAUCAGAACCAAGACCUCCAUUUGGAACCAAAGUGUCUCCUCGACCUAGCUCGAAAGCUGAGAAACUCAACGAUCAAGCCAGCAAAAGAAAUCGAAAUUCGACGCCUUCCCCCACCGCUUCAGAGAAAAAGAAGCCGACGUCUCCUUCUUCUUCUUCAACUUCCACACCUUCUGAACCACCACCCAACGUUCCAACAUCGGUCAAACCGAAAGGAACGUAUUCCCCAUCGAAAUCAUUUUUCAGUUAUGAAUUCGGUGGAGCUGGAACGACGGCAUCUGCUCCAGAAGUGAUUUCUAAUGAGAUUCCAGUCAAAGAGAUCGCAGCGGAACAAGUGAGAGAUGAGGAAGAGUUAAAUGAAAUAAUCAAGGAAUUGAAAUCGGAUGAAGAGAAAGGAGAAGAAGAGGAUUCUGAAGAUUCUGGAGAAGACGUCGGAAAAGAAGAAAACGACGUUGGAGAGAUGAAAACUAGAGAGGUGAAUAUAACAACUGAAAAAGGAGGCGAUUCUUCGGAAUCCUCCAACGCAACGUCUUCAGAUGCCGAAGCGGUGAAAUCCAGUAGAAUAUCGAUGAAUUCAAAUCUAAUUGUACUUUUUAUUUCCGCCAUUUCUAUUUUCAAUUAUUUCAAUUAG